Molecule: messenger RNA, 997 nt
Organism: Daphnia magna
Lineage: Eukaryota; Metazoa; Arthropoda; Branchiopoda; Diplostraca; Daphniidae
Product: omega-scoloptoxin(05)-Ssm1a
Exons: 4
Coding region: 253-690 (145 amino acids)
Biological process (GO): sleep; regulation of synaptic transmission, cholinergic; positive regulation of voltage-gated potassium channel activity
Source: RefSeq, a predicted model, not a curated record
UAAAGUUGCUAUGGAAACAGCAACUUUCAUACCUCUGAGGCGUUUGUGUGCUACAGUUAGUGGAACCAGGAAAGAUUUGGGGAUAGCUGUUUUUUUCCGUUGUUUGGAAAUAUGAAUAUCUUAGUAUUUCAGUGAAACUUAUCACUUCCUUUCUCAACACUGUCAGUAGAGUGCUGUGUAAGUUCAUUGGUUUUAGAUAUAUCUUUAGUGGAAUUACUUGCUUGUUCCUGUGACAACCAUACAUUUCUGAAAAUGAAACUAGCUACCUCAACUGGGUACAUGUUUGCAAUAAUUCUACAACUGAGUCUCUUUUCGUUAGCCAUAGCCGAAUCUCUCAGUUGCUACCAGUGUUCGUCAGAAGACGAAUACACUUGCGGAGAGUUUUUUGACCCGAAAUUCACUGAUGUCAGUGUGACGGAAUGUCCACUUUCAGAUGCAAAGUAUUGCAUCAAAACGACUGGAAUUUUUUCGGGCAAUCUCGGAGCAAAACGUUUCUGUUCCGAACGUUUCCUGGACAACUACUGCACUUAUGUUCGGAGGCCAGGCGACCAACGCGAGUACCGCUCGUGCGUCUAUACGUGCACGGGUGACGGAUGCAACAGCUCAACUGGAUUAACUCCAACGAAGCUCAUCCAGAUGUCGGCACUCUUACUAUUGACUGCCACAGCCAUGACAUCUCAUCGGCUAUAAACGGUGCAAUUUUUACAUUUCAUAGAAUCCUCUUUUUUUAAAACUGUGUUGGAGGCUACCAACAGUUGUGACUAGCAUUGCCUUUUCUCAUUCCUCCUUUUGGAACCCACACGUUUUAACUUUUGACCAUUGCAACGAAUUUCCGAAUCUCACAUUGUUUCUUCUCUUAAACAGUAACAAUUCGUUCUUCCAUAUAUUGUAGAACAAAAACGAGUUGCCUGACUUUACAUCAGCAUCUCACGUUUAUUUUGAAAGACAUGAAUCAAUGAUGAUGAAUAAAUGUUUUUCUUUUUAAGAAAAAAAAAAA